AUGGCAACUCUUCUGGACCCCAGGGAUUGGCAAACCUACCGCGAGCGGAAAAGUUGCUGUGAGGCUGAUUUUGAGAAGGCUGCGGCAGAUGUGAGGAAGCUGAAAUCGAGGCCUGAUGACGACGAACUCAGAGAACUCUACGGGCUCUACAAACAAUCUGUCGUUGGAGACAUUGACAUUGCAUGCCCAGCACUGCUCGAUUUAAAAGGCAAGGCCAAAUGGGAAGCGUGGAACCUUCAAAAAGGGUUGUCGAAGGAAGACGCUAUGAGUGCCUAUGUUUCUAAAGCAAAAGAGCUGAUAGAGAAGUAUGGAAUCUAG
This is a messenger RNA of Elephantulus edwardii (Cape elephant shrew), 318 nucleotides long. It is a transcript of the gene ACBD7, whose product is annotated as acyl-CoA binding domain containing 7. The record is from RefSeq and is a predicted model, not a curated record. Bases 1 to 318 code for a protein of 105 amino acids. Gene Ontology annotation, molecular function: fatty-acyl-CoA binding. Gene Ontology annotation, biological process: fatty acid metabolic process. The transcript is spliced from 5 exons. NCBI's taxonomy places the organism in Eukaryota, Metazoa, Chordata, Mammalia, Macroscelidea, Macroscelididae.